Colletotrichum godetiae is the source of this 760-nucleotide messenger RNA. Its product is annotated as Tim17/Tim22/Tim23/Pmp24 family-domain-containing protein. The record is from RefSeq and is a predicted model, not a curated record. Gene Ontology annotation, biological process: protein insertion into mitochondrial inner membrane. The transcript is spliced from 3 exons. NCBI's taxonomy places the organism in Eukaryota, Fungi, Ascomycota, Sordariomycetes, Glomerellales, Glomerellaceae. Gene Ontology annotation, cellular component: TIM22 mitochondrial import inner membrane insertion complex. Gene Ontology annotation, molecular function: transmembrane protein transporter activity. Bases 113 to 667 code for a protein of 184 amino acids.
CCGGCGCAUUCAUUUCCAACUCUACGCGUCGCGAUCGCUUCUAUCCGCGGAACUCAACCGAGUCGCUCUCUAUCCACGACCACGACUACCUUUUUAAUUUCUACAUAAUACAAUGGCUUUUCCCGGCGGCGGUGCGAUGCCCCCUCAAGAGUCGCAUGGCGGAUCCCCAGGCGCCGCGGCAGCUUUGGGCCCUCCGGACCCUGAGAUCAAGGCUAUGACCAACUUUAUGGAGAACUGCUUUACGAAGAGUAUCAUGUCCGGUGUCAUGGGUUUCGGUAUGGGAGGAUUGUUUGGCAUGUUCAUGGCAUCUAUGUCCUACGACACCCCCUUCCACACAGCAACGACAGCCGGCCAAACGACGGUGACGCCGAUCGCGGACCUGCCCUUCCGCCAGCAGCUCCGCGUGGGCUUCAAGGACAUGGGCACGCGGUCGUACGGCAUGGCCAAGAACUUUGGUAAAGUCGGCGCGCUGUUUGCAGGUAUCGAGUGCGGUAUCGAAGGGUUGAGAGCUAAAAACGAUUUGGGCAACGGUGUUGCGGCGGGGUGUCUGACGGGUGGGAUCUUGGCCAAGAAUGCUGGGCCGCAGGCUGCGUUGGGCGGGUGUGUUGCGUUUGCGGCGUUUAGUGCUGCUAUUGAUGCGUAUAUGAGGCAGCCGAGCGAUGAGUAGGGGGUUGUUGUGUUUUGAGGGAGACAAGGAAGAGGAGGGAAGGCGGGACGUGAGAGGAUACGAUGAGGAGGCAGUCGUCUCUGCUCUGUUGGG